This is a messenger RNA of Pocillopora meandrina, 1398 nucleotides long. The record is from the annotation of a GenBank genome assembly. Lineage: Eukaryota; Metazoa; Cnidaria; Anthozoa; Scleractinia; Pocilloporidae.
AUGAAUGAAACUUUUCAGUUACAUUCAUGUCGUGAUUCGAAAAAAAUUUCAAAUAUCCUCAUGAUUGCUAUAGUCAUGAUUUUAUCUAUAGUUGGAAACGGCUUAAUUUGCCUCUUACUUAUCAGAUUUAAAACUUUGAGAACAGUCCCCAACAUCCUCAUCGCUAACUUAGCUGCUGUUAACAUUCUCAAUGCAAUGACUAACAUGCCUCUUUUCAUCUUGUGGUACAUUUGUAAAGUGCCCUUCCUUAAGGGUCGUUUAAUCUCCUGGAUACUGGUCACAUGGUAUGUAUUGUUUGUAUACCUUACCGUGUUCAACCUAACGGUGCUGGCAAUGGACCGUUUUGGGGCUAUUGUGCACGGUUUACAUUACCAUGUAUGGAAAACAAAGAAAAAAGCCAAGGUAGCGGUACUGUUUGUAUGGCUUUUCGCGGCCUUAUACACAUAUGGUAUGUUUACAAUUGGACUGGAUAUUGAUUUAGGCGACGCUCCGGUGCUGCUUUACAGGACGACCUACUUAGAAAUUUUCGGGAGACACUUUAUCAUCCCUGGAAUUUUGGUUCCAUUCUUUUUAAUGCUCACUUUGGGAGUGGCCAUUUGGGUUAAGGUGCGUAGUCAUAAAAAGCGUUUGUUGACUUUCUUCUCCGUAAACAUUCAAAUCGAAAACGACGUGAAGACCGCGAAGACAGUUGGUGUAACAGUGUUGGCGUUUUUCUGUAUGAAUGUGAUACCAAUGUUAUUACACAACAUAGUGAGAAGCCAUGGUAGCUGGCCUCACUUCCUCGCAUUCUUUCUCAUGAAACUGAACUGCAUGGUGAAUCCUAUCAUUUAUGCUUUAAAGGCUCCAAGGUAAGUUCAGUCUGUGGGGUAUGGGGCUAAGCGGUGGCUCAAGGAAUUUUGGGAAGACACUUGAUUCUUAUCUUUACGAAGACUCCUGCAAAAUUAAAUCUUUUUGUCAAUCUGUGUUUGCAUUGACGAAUUCUGUUUUGGCAACAGCGGAAGAAGAUACCUUUAUUCUAAACUGUCCUUACUUUCAGUUUUGCGUUUGGUGUAUUCUUCACUUCUAAACUGACAAUGAACAGCAGUAAGGGAUUAUAAGAACCAGAAGAUGACGGCAACAAGAACGAUGCGAAAAAAGAAAAAGGAAUUUCAAUUAGCAAAAAAAUGGCUUUCAACUCGCACUGCCAAAUUUUGCCCGUUUCUAAGCCGCUUUAUGUUAAAACAGUUUCUUUAUUUAUUUGUCAACAGGUUCCGCAGAGCUCUAGUACUCUUAUUAAAGGAACCACAUGGCAAAUCGGAACCCAAUAUGAAUUCGCGGAUCCUCAACAACCUUAGCUCAACGGCAAGUAAUUGGACCUUAAAGACGGAAGAAACUGACAUUGAGGACACAAAACUCUAA